This is a messenger RNA of Cornus florida, 2064 nucleotides long. RefSeq names its product rust resistance kinase Lr10-like. Gene Ontology annotation, molecular function: protein kinase activity; ATP binding. Bases 127 to 1617 code for a protein of 496 amino acids. Lineage: Eukaryota; Viridiplantae; Streptophyta; Magnoliopsida; Cornales; Cornaceae. Gene Ontology annotation, biological process: protein phosphorylation. The record is from RefSeq and is a predicted model, not a curated record. The transcript is spliced from 3 exons.
UCAAAUACUAUGUCCAAGAGAUCUCUUACGAGCACUAUACAAUUACUUUAGUGGAUGUCGAUAUAAACAACGAUUACUGCUCCUUUCCUCGCAAUUCCUUUCCAUUCUCUCAAUUUAGUUUUGGAGAUGCAUAUCUCCCUCACACAUAUCAUAUAUUUAGUGAGUUGUCCAAACCCGGUGAAUUCUGCAAACUACAGAGAUUUCUCUUCUUGUGUCAACAGCACCAGCAUUUCUUCGUCCUCCAAAACAAACUCAUCAUCAUAUCUGGUUUCAUCAACUGAUUUCAUGGAAAUCCGUGACUCCUGUACCAUCCUUGUUCAGUAUCCGUUUCCAUUCAUCAAUGAUUCCUAUUGGAACCUCACUCUUUCUGAUAUUCAUCAGGAGUUGCUUCGAGGGUUUCAGCUAGAAUUGGACUACAAAAUUCCAUUUUGGACGAGGUUAUAUAAUAUCAUCCCCGAAUCUGUAAUAGGAGCGUACAUCUUGUUAAAGGUUUCAAUUGGAUUGUUAUGCUUGAUUAUAUUGCUGGCAAAUAGAUUUCGCCGAAGACACUUGUCCAUCGAUGAUACCAUUGAAAAAUUUCUCCAGAGUCAAAAUAACUUCAUGCCAAUUAGGUACUCCUAUUCAGAUAUAAAGAAGAUGACCAGAAGUUUCAGGAAUAAGUUAGGUCAAGGUGGCUAUGGGUCGGUGUUCAAAGGCAAGCUCCGAAGUGGUGAUCUUGUGGCAGUAAAAGUAUUAAACAUGUCGAAAGGUAAAGGACAAGAUUUCAUCAAUGAAGUGGCCACAAUCGGAAGGAUUCAUCAUAUUAAUGUGGUGCGAAUGAUUGGAUUUUGUGUAGAGGGAUCCAAAAGAGCUCUCGUAUAUGACUUUAUGCCUAACGGAUCUCUUGAUAAGUUCAUUUUCUCAGGAGCAGAGAAGAAUCUACCCCUCAUCAGUUGGGAGAGAAUGCAAGAAAUUGCAAUUGGAGUGACUCGAGGGAUUGAAUAUUUGCACCGAGGCUGUGACAUGCAGAUUUUACAUUUUGAUAUCAAGCCUCAUAACAUUCUUCUUGACGAAGACUUUGUCCCAAAAGUUUCAGACUUUGGCCCUGCAAAAUUGUAUCCCACAGAUGAUAGUAUCGUCUCUCUCACUACAGCAAGGGGUACGCUUGGAUAUAUUGCUCCGGAGUUGUUCUAUAAGAACAUUGGAGGUGUGUCAUAUAAGGCUGACGUGUAUAGCUUUGGAAUGCUAUUGAUGGAAAUGGUGGGGAAACGGAAAAAUGUAAAUCCACAUGCAGGACGCACAAGUCAAAUAUACUUUCCAUAUUGGCUUUAUGACCAUAUCAAUCAAGGUGAGGACUUGCAGUUGGGAGAUGAUGCCAAUGAACAAGAAAAAAGUUAUGCAAGGAAGAUGAUCAUAGCUGCAUUGUGGUGCAUACAACUAAAGCCCGUGGAUCGCCCCUCGAUGAGUGAAGUCCUGCAAAUGCUAGAAGGGGAGGAGGAGCUACUGCGAAUGCCUCCCAAGCCUUUCCUUUAUUCCAAUGAUAUGUCAGUGGAGGAUCAAGCCGACAACCACCCAACAGGGAUACCAACUUCAUCCCAUGCUGAUAUGAGUAUAACCAUAGAUGAGUUGUUAAGAUAGUUUUGUUUCAUAUUUUUCGACUUAAUCACUAUGUAGAAUUGGUAACCUUUUGGAUUAAGCAUGUCAAUGUGUGUAGGUAAAUUCUGCUCAUCUUAUGAAUAAAAAACAGGAGAAUACUUCUAUUCUACUCACCCCUAAUUUGGCUCGGUUAUACAUGGACAUGCCUUCUUUUAAAAGUAACUUGGUAAAAUUGGCGUACUCAAUUUGAGAGCUUGACUAUCAUUAUAUACAAGCGAAAAAUUACAAAUAUGAAAAAGAGAAUAAAAUCAAAUCAAAAUAAAGAGAAUAAAAUCAAAUCAAAUCAAAUCAGAAUAAAAAUAAAAUCCCUAAAAAUUAGCCUAUAUUGAAGACCCAAUAAAUCUGCCAUAAUCGUUGAGUCAACUUAUAGAUAAGAUUUCCAACACUCUCCCUCAAGCUAGAGCAAAUAUGUUGACUAAGCCGAGCUUG